GGAAACGGAAUUUAUUUUUCUUUCCUUUGUAACUCAGAUUGUUUCAGAGUAGCUUUUUUCCAAAAGGCAUUUUAUAUCUUUCUUCACUUUUUGCCCUUAAAGUGUUGUUGUCCGUCUUUGGACUAAGGAAGACAGUAAAGUUUUCCCGUCACAGAGAGGUCACUGAGGGAAACACAAACAGCCAGCAGCAUCAUGUCUGCAGAUCUGGACCUGUCUCCUCCGGAAGUCCCCGAGCCUACGUUUUUAGAGAGUGUACUGCGCUACGGGCUGUUUCUGGGUGCUAUCUUCCAGCUCAUCUGCAUCCUGGCCAUCAUCUUCCCCACAUCCAAGGGCCAUGAACAGGAGGAAACAGAGACCACUGACAGCAGAGCUGCCGAACAGAUGAAGAAACCUAAAGGAGCAGCCACUCAGAUUCGACAAAAACAAAAGAAAGAGAGCAAAAAGAAGCGAUAGAUGGCGUUUGUGUAUGUUUGUGUGAACAUUUGUAAUCAUCACUUGCAGUUACCACUACAAUGUGCACUGACAUUGAGACACUACAGUGUGACCUUGAACUCUGUCCUAUUCACACUCAACAUAACAAGGAGCAAGCUGCCAUGUUUGCUUACUGCUACAUAUUUCACUAGGUAACUGUUUUGCAUGUAUUUUUUUUUACAAUUAAAUACCAUUUAUUGGAUUGUAUUUGCAUUAAAAACAGACAAUUAAAUGCAUUACACAGUCA
Molecule: messenger RNA, 718 nt
Organism: Solea solea (common sole)
Lineage: Eukaryota; Metazoa; Chordata; Actinopteri; Pleuronectiformes; Soleidae
Gene: manbal
Product: mannosidase beta like
Exons: 3
Coding region: 193-453 (86 amino acids)
Cellular component (GO): membrane
Source: RefSeq, a predicted model, not a curated record